Anoplophora glabripennis (Asian longhorned beetle) is the source of this 2640-nucleotide messenger RNA. RefSeq names its product zinc finger protein 271. NCBI's taxonomy places the organism in Eukaryota, Metazoa, Arthropoda, Insecta, Coleoptera, Cerambycidae. The transcript has 10 exons. Bases 94 to 2580 code for a protein of 828 amino acids. The record is from RefSeq and is a predicted model, not a curated record. Gene Ontology annotation, biological process: regulation of transcription by RNA polymerase II. Gene Ontology annotation, molecular function: RNA polymerase II cis-regulatory region sequence-specific DNA binding; protein binding; DNA-binding transcription factor activity, RNA polymerase II-specific.
AAGAGUUGAUAUGUUUACUGAUAUUUUUGAAAUGAGAAAAGAGAAAGAUGUGACAAUUUAGGAUUCUAAAUGAUUUACUAACUGAUAUCCAAGAUGAUUACAAUGGAAAAUAAUAAAACUAUGACAUUCCAAAGUACAGAAUUAUCUUCAACAAUGUUUCAAAAAUUAUUUGAACAGAAAAAAUCCAGCAGAUUUUGUGAUGUUACUCUUUAUGUAAACAACAAAAUAAUAAAAGCUCAUCGUAAUGUUUUGGCUUGCAGUUCACCAUACUUUGAUUCCAUACUGAAGCACCAUAAAGUUCUAAGAGAACAGUUAACUGUGUCCUGUUUAGAUAGUGAAAUAUUUAAUGCUGUGCUAAAUUUUAUGUAUACUGGAGAAAUCACUAUAGAACACUCCAAUGUAGAGGAAUUAUUGAAACUUGCUGAUCAUUUUAUAUUAACCAAGGUUAUAGAAUAUUGUAUUGAGUUUUUAGGAACAAAAUUGAAUUUAGAUAAUUGUUUAUUUACGUAUUUUUUAACACAACGAUUUAAAUUGAAACACCUAGGUAAUAUAGUAGAAAAUUGGAUUAUUAGCCACAUUGAUGAGGUUUGCAAAGGAGAAGAAAUCUUAAGGCUGAAUUGCAAUGAACUCCAAGAACUUUUUAAAAAUAAGAAUUUCAUUUUAACUACUAACAAAGCUUUAACAGUCCUAUCACAGUGGGUAUUAGUGGAUUUAAACAAGAGGGAAAAAGAUUUUGAUAAAUUAAUAAAGUGCUUUCCUACUAACAACCUUGAACCUGCUGAAGUUUUCAAACAUUUGGAUACAUGUAUAUUGUACGUAAAAAGUGAAAUGUCUUUAUACAGAUUUUUAGAUUAUCUACUGAGAAAUAACUGGAUGUUAUCAAAUUUCAAGACAAAAUAUGAUGCCCUCCAAGCAAAAUUUGGACAGAUUCCCCUAAAUGAGAAACCAGAGUUUGAUGGCAAACAAGAUAAAAUCAUUGUAUCAGAAAGAAACGACUCUAAUUCUAAUCAAAAUAGUUUUAGCUCAGUAUUAGUAAAAGCUCGAUUAAAAAAUAGGAAACAACUCAUAUUAAAAAGACUGAUGUUAUUUGGACUUAAACCAAGUUUGAGAAUGGCCGCCUUAAAGAUGUUAACUUGCAAAAAGAAAAAAAUUUCAUUCUCAGAAAAUGAUAAAGAUGAAGUUGAAGUUGAGGAAGAUCCGGAUGAGAAAGUAGGAAUAAAAUGCCCAAUUUGUUUUACAACAAUAAAUGACAGUUUACUUUUGGAACAGCAUCUGGCCUUAAGCCAUGCCAAAGAUGUUACUUACAAAUGUGGAAUAUGUUCAUUUGUUUGUCAGUAUCAUGGAGAUUAUUUAAAUCACAUGAAGACUCAUUUUACUGGACCACCAUUUAAGUGUGACUAUUGUGAUUUUAGUAUAGAACAAAUUUCCAGAUUAAUAUCGCACAGGGCCCAACAUCUGGAUGAAUCUAUAUAUCAAUGUACAUUUUGUUCCUUCAAAUGUCGUUUAAAACAAAACUAUAUUUCACACAUGAAACUACACACUCCAGACAAAACAUUCAGAUGUGAGAGUUGUACAAAAUCGUUUCGUUUCAAACAAAAUCUAGAAUCCCAUAUGCUAACACAUACAUCAGAAAAGAACUUGUCCUGCGAUUCUUGUGGAUUUCACACUAAAUUUCUCAGCCAUAUGAUUGCACAUAAAAGAAUUCAUGCAGGUGAUAUAUACAGAUGUUCAUAUCCUCAUUGUAAAUAUUCAACUUCAAAAAAGAAUCAGCUGGCGAGUCACGCAAAAAGCCAUAAUGGAGUUCGUCCGCAUACAUGUGGAAUAUGUGGAAGAGGUUUCAUGGAAAAGUCACAUCUUGUGCGACAUGAACGGAUACAUCUAGAAGAAAAGCCAUUUAAGUGUUCAAACUGUGACUAUGCUAGUUCCAGACGUGAUAAGCUAAAGGAACAUUUCACCAGACACCAUGGUGAGAAUGCCUCUGCUAAAGUUCCAUAUAAAGCCAGGCCGUUAAGAAAUACCAGCACAAGGCCAAAAUCACAAUCAUCUCAAGAUAAUCCACCAGUAACAACUACAAAUACAAGUAAUGUAAAUUUCACUCCGACAAACAGUACAUCUACUACCCCAGGCACACAACCGAUGGGCUCAGAGAUCCAAGAGUUAAUUAUGCAUCAUCAAAAUCACACUACACCAUCUACAGCCACCAACUUAACUGCAAUCAAUUCGAAUUAUCAUCAUUUUGGGGACCCAACAGAUUUUCACCACCACAAUCAUGCCCACAACAUCCACAAUCAAAUUUUAACUUCAGGACAUAACCAAAGAACAACCAGUCAGCAUCAUAACAAUAACAUCGUCAAUCACCAUAUGCUUGCUAGAACUAACCCAUCAACUGCAACAUCUACAGCUGCAGCAGUUGCGGCGGCAAUGAUGUUAGAUCCUAGAUUUCAUCACAACUCCACGGUAUCAUAUCCUUCGACAACGCCUGUUUCAAUGGCCAUGGCUGCCGUUCAGUCAUCACAACAAAUUCAGUCUUCUGGCCAACCAUCUGAAUAUCCUUUACAGAACUGUAUGACACUGUUCUAGUCAAAUAAUUGUAUGAUUAUUUAAAUUAUAUUUUGUUAUUUAUCAUUAUUACUAUAUUUU